Cucumis sativus (cucumber) is the source of this 1148-nucleotide messenger RNA. Its product is annotated as ATP-dependent Clp protease proteolytic subunit 2, mitochondrial. The coding region runs from base 156 to 887 and encodes 243 amino acids. Gene Ontology annotation, biological process: protein quality control for misfolded or incompletely synthesized proteins. Gene Ontology annotation, molecular function: ATPase binding; ATP-dependent peptidase activity; serine-type endopeptidase activity. Gene Ontology annotation, cellular component: endopeptidase Clp complex. NCBI's taxonomy places the organism in Eukaryota, Viridiplantae, Streptophyta, Magnoliopsida, Cucurbitales, Cucurbitaceae. The record is from RefSeq and is a predicted model, not a curated record. The transcript is spliced from 2 exons.
ACAAAUUCACAGGAAUGGAAAAAGAAAAAAAACCAAAUUUCACUUUGCUUCCAGAGAAAGAGAGAGCGGGAGAGAAAGAGAAGAAAGAAACUCUCAAAUCUGGAGAUUGAAUUUGAAGCUGAUAAACCCUCGAUUUCAAUCCCAACAAGUUCACCAUGAUUUGGAGGAGUUUAGCUUCCACUUCAAUGCUGCUUGCUGCUAAAUCCACAGCUUCGGCCUGCGGAAGAACGGCGAUGAGGGAUUUUCGUCGCCCUUACAGCUUGGUUCCAAUGGUCAUUGAACACACAUCCAGAGGAGAAAGAGCCUACGAUAUCUUCUCUCGUCUUCUCAAGGAGCGCAUUAUUUGCAUCAAUGGCCCUAUUUCUGACGAUACUGCCCAUGUUGUGGUUGCUCAGCUUCUCUUUCUCGAGUCUGAGAAUCCCACGAAGCCCAUCAGCAUGUACCUCAACUCCCCCGGUGGCGCCGUCACUGCUGGGCUUGCUAUAUACGAUACUAUGCAGUAUAUAAGAUCACCCAUCAACACCAUCUGUUUGGGUCAGGCUGCUUCGAUGGCUUCUCUUCUUCUAGCCGCUGGUGCCAAGGGUGAGAGACGAUCACUUCCGAAUGCAACUAUCAUGAUUCACCAGCCUUCUGGUGGAUACAGUGGGCAAGCGAAGGAUAUGACAAUUCACACGAAACAGAUUGUUAGGGUUUGGGAUGCCCUGAAUGAGCUGUAUUCCAAGCAUACGUCACAGUCGGUAGAGAUUAUUCAGAAGUAUAUGGACAGGGAUUAUUUUAUGACCCCAGAAGAGGCCAAGGAGUUUGGCAUAAUCGAUGAGGUGAUUGAUCAAAGGCCCAUUGCCCUGGUGACCGAUGCAGUUGGUAAUGAAGGCAAAGAUAAGAGUUAAGAAUUUGAGGUAGGAUCUUGAUGUGAAAACAUGACAUUUCAAGUUGCAUACUAAGUUUUGAUAGAUUUAUCCAAAGUUAAUCUUAUCUUCCUUGGGUGCAAUGGAAAUAAUUAAAUUUUUUUGGCUAAAUGACCCUUUGGCUAUUUUGAUCAGUAUUGUUAUUUUGUGUAUCCGGCAUUGAUAUAGGUAUUGACAGCUUUUAUUAACACUUCAGAGAGACGCUUGAAGUUUAAUAAAUUUAAAAAAUUUGCUCGUGUAACA